Messenger RNA from Parnassius mnemosyne (clouded apollo), 624 nucleotides. The record is from the annotation of a GenBank genome assembly. Lineage: Eukaryota; Metazoa; Arthropoda; Insecta; Lepidoptera; Papilionidae.
AUGGUAUUUUAUUUUACAAGUAACGUAGUUUCGCCACCGGUAACAUUGUUCAUGGGUGCGGAUAAACAUGAAAAUGAAGAUUUGAUUAAAUGGGGAUGGCCAGAAGAUGUUUGGUUCCAUGUGGAUAAAGUAUCAUCUGCUCAUGUUUACCUUCGCUUAGCACCUGGACAAACCAUAGAUGAUAUACCAAAUUUAGUUUUGGAUGAUGCAUGUCAAUUGGUUAAGGCUAAUUCUAUAUUAGGCAAUAAAAUGAAUGACAUAGAUAUUGUAUAUACUAUGUGGUCAAACCUGAAAAAAACUCCUAGCAUGGAGGCUGGGCAAGUGGCAUUUCAUAAAGAUAAGGAUGUAAGAAAAGUUAGAGUUGCUAAAAGAUGUAAUGAAAUUGUAAAUAGACUGCAAAAGACUAAAAAAGAAGCAUUUCCUGAUCUAAGACAAGAAAGAGAAAAUAGAGAUAGAUUAGAAAGAGAGGAUAAAAAGAAAUUACUUAGAGAGAAAAAAGAAAAGGAAAAAGAAGAAGAAAAACGUAAAAAGGAAGAGGCAGAACUAAGAAGUUAUGCUACUUUGAUGAAAGCAGAAAAUAUGACAACUAACUAUGAUGGCAAUGAUUCUGAUGAAUUUAUGUAA